This is a messenger RNA of Saitoella complicata NRRL Y-17804, 711 nucleotides long. RefSeq names its product thioredoxin-like protein. Gene Ontology annotation, cellular component: cytoplasm. The transcript is spliced from 3 exons. Bases 1 to 711 code for a protein of 236 amino acids. Lineage: Eukaryota; Fungi; Ascomycota; Saitoellomycetes; Saitoellales; Saitoellaceae. The record is from RefSeq and is a predicted model, not a curated record.
AUGUCGCAGCGCACUCCGCCUCAGAAGAUGACCCUUUACUCGUCGACAAACUGCCCAUGGGCUGCUCGCUCGUUGAUCGCUCUUGCCGAAGCCAACGUCCAGUACGAAACCGUCGAGAUCGAUCUCGACAACAAGCCUGAAUUCUUCUUGAAGGAGGUCAACCCGCAGGGAAAGGUCCCUACUCUCGACUACGCUGGAGAAAAGUUGAUCGAGAGUGGUCCCAUUGCCGAGUUCGUUGCCGAUCUCUUCCCUGACGUCGGACUUUGGCCUCAGGGCUCGACCGAGGAAACUGCCCUUUUCAAGCUUCGCGCAAGAAUCUUUGUAGAGACCUUCAUCACCAAGGUCGUUCCUAACUGGGCCGGUAUCCUCUUCCGCGCUGAUCCCGCCGCUCCUGCUGCCAUCUUGUCGGCUGUCGAGGGGUUUGUCGAGCCUCUGUUGCCAGAGACCUCUUCUGCAGGACCAUUCUUUGCUGGCCGUACUGAGUUCUCCAUGGCAGAGGUCCUCACCGCUCCCUUCGCAGCUCGCAUUGACUUGAUGGGCCGCAACGGUAUCGUCCCAGCCGACGUUUAUGAGAAGCUUCAGAAGCUUCCUCGCUUCGGUAGGUGGAUGAAGGCUGUCAUGGAGAGAAAGUCCAUCAAGGACACAUUCGAUGAGGCGUCUAACUUGGCCAAGAUCAAGAAGAAGAUGGCCUUGGCUCAGGAGAAGAAGUAA